Ruditapes philippinarum (Manila clam) is the source of this 2490-nucleotide messenger RNA. Its product is annotated as twitchin-like. Lineage: Eukaryota; Metazoa; Mollusca; Bivalvia; Venerida; Veneridae. The transcript is spliced from 8 exons. Gene Ontology annotation, biological process: cell-cell adhesion. The record is from RefSeq and is a predicted model, not a curated record. The coding region runs from base 129 to 2012 and encodes 627 amino acids. Gene Ontology annotation, molecular function: protein binding.
UAACGAUCCUCUUUAAUCGAUUCUUUAUGAUUUUACAUUCUUUGAGAGUUUAAUAUAGCUAUGAUUAUUUCGGAAUUCAUGAUAUACAAUAGCUGCCGAUAAAGGUACUUCAUGUAAAGGCUGUGAAUAUGAGUUCAUCUAUGGCUGUAGGUGUAGCAGUCUCGGCAACGUUUGUACUCUUAAUUGUAGGGCUAAUCAUCCUCGUGUGUGUUCUAGCCAAUCGGAGUCCGCGGAAGCGUCAAGGAAUGGCCAACACUGUCAAAAAAGGCACCCAAAAUAUCAAAAAGAAAGCUGUGCAAAUAAAAGAAGAGAAGUCGAGAGAUGGCUGCUGCGCCUGUUUGCCAUGUUGCAGAAAAAAUCGCAUAGAGGGACCUGUACCUGAUCCUCCAUUUGGUGUUGAGUUAAGUGACCCCACAUCUUCUGAAAUAACAAUUUUAUGGAACGAACCUACGACCGGACAAGGCGCCGUUCCAAUACUGGGGUACAAUGUGUAUAAAAGAUUUAAAAGCAACUAUGAAACUUUAACAAAAGUGGGAAAGGUGACUGGAGAUCAACUAGAAUACCGUAUAAAAGGUCUGACUGCAAACAGGAUGUAUAUUUUUGGUGUUUCUACAAGGGGCUCUAAUGGAGAGAGCAAUAUUGUUGAUUCACAAACUAUAACCCUUAAAAAGGAUCCAGUAACACCAGGAGCACCUACAGAGUUUGAAGCGACCACUCAAACCAGCUCAACUAUCACAUUAUGUUGGAAACCACCAAGGAAAGAUGGAUAUGCUAGGAUAGAACGUUACUAUAUCAUGAUAAAGGAUCUGGAUAGCAAAUCUGACUGGAAUCACUUAACAAAACUACAGGCGUUUGACAGAUUUAUGGAUUUUAAAGUUACGGGUCUAAAACCUAAUCAUCAGUACAGAUUUAGAGUAAACGCUGAAAAUUCAGCUGGUCUGGGACCAUAUGCAGAAACAGUUAACGUUGAGACAAGCGACAUUGAACCGGCACCUCCUGAAAAACCUAAUGGUCCAAUUAAAUAUGGGAAAACUUCUCCGUCUUCUGUUACAUUAUCAUGGCAACCGCCGGAACAAGAUGGCGGAAAACCUCUUUCCGGUUAUGCUAUAGAAUACAAAGAAAAGAAUGAGAAAGGCUGGCAUAAAGCAGGUGUUUGUGAUGCUAGUCAUACGAAGUUUACAGUAUCAUCGUUACAAGAAGAUACUACAUACAUAUUUAGAAUAGUUGCAAUAAAUGUAAUAGGAAACAGUAAAGCAUUGGUCGGUGGUAAAAUACGAACGAAACUUCUGGAAAUUCCACUGUCACGCAGAUCAUCUGUUAUUCUGGCAAGUCGGGGCUCAUCUAGAGGUUUACCGGCUGGUAGAAACAUAGGGUCUAGCCUCGGUGAAAGGCCACUGCGUGAUUUAGAAGCAGGGACCAAUUCCAAAAGAAAUACAACAGUUAUAACUAAAACAGAUGAAACAAAUGCUCUUCGAAAUAAAUUAGAGAACCUAGAUUUGCAACUGGAAGCUGAUCCGUUUGUACCUAAAAGUGACUUUUUCACGUACAAUGAGACAGACUAUCCGGGAAGUCUCUCUCACAGGCAUGGGGACAAUAAAACCCGGCACUCUCAUCUGUCUCCGUUACCGGCACCUCCCCCGGAAUCUGACUUAAUCGGUAAAACCAAAAAGCGUUCCGAAAAUUCAGAAAUUCCAGAAAAGCGGCGGCAUUCUGUCUAUUCGCCCCUACCGAGACCAAAGUCGUUCCGUGACCAUAGCAGAUUAACACAAAGAGGCGAAAGUGACACAGAGUCAGGCGAUAAUCAAGAACAUGCAGAAAAUGAGGAAGCUAAUUAUCGAGAAAAUGACACUAAUGGCUUUGCAAAUACCAAAACUGGGCAGCAAAGUCAAAACAAUGAUAUUCAAGACACUAUGAAUCAGACAAAUAUUAUAAAUGGCGUUUAUACAUCACGUGACGUAAUACGUCAUCAGCCAACUCCUUCAAAUAUAGCUUAUAAGCAUAGUCGUUUUUGAACCUUGUUUGAAAAUGGCGAUCUCCAGACAUCGCUUAUACACACACCGUUAAAUAAGUAAUUUGUAUCUUACGCCUGAUCUUAUUCAUAAGUGUUGGAUUUUUUUGGAUACUUUCUUUUGUUAACAUAUACAAUGUACGUAGAUUAUAGUUAUUUAUUAUCUUGGAUGAUUUCAUAAUUAAAUGAUAGUUGUAUUACAUGUAAAACUGUCAUAUGUUGCCAUCAUGUUGAAAAGGUACAAUUUAAGAAUUUAUAAUGUUUUCAAUAUUUCAGUUACAACUAACUUAUGGUUUCAUCAAACACCUGGAAAUGCAAAAUUUAUUUUGAAUAUUCGGUUUAUAAACAUGUUUAUAAAACAAAAAUAGCAAAAAAUAAGUACCAAUGAUAAUUAAAUAUGUGAUAUUCGAGGUAAAAAUACAAGAUCUAAUAUAUGAGAAUUUAUCGCAUAAGCAUGCAUUUGUUCAAAAAAUAAAGCGUUC